Labeo rohita (rohu) is the source of this 1545-nucleotide messenger RNA. Its product is annotated as ecto-ADP-ribosyltransferase 5-like. Bases 185 to 1027 code for a protein of 280 amino acids. The transcript is spliced from 4 exons. Gene Ontology annotation, molecular function: NAD+ poly-ADP-ribosyltransferase activity; NAD+-protein-arginine ADP-ribosyltransferase activity. The record is from RefSeq and is a predicted model, not a curated record. NCBI's taxonomy places the organism in Eukaryota, Metazoa, Chordata, Actinopteri, Cypriniformes, Cyprinidae.
ACAUAUAUCCAUCUAUGUUCACGCGAAUCAUUCAUGAUCCAGCUUCACUUACAGCAGAGUUUUGAUGCCGUGACCCGGAUAGAGCUUCUUGCCAGACAUUACUCCAUCAUCAGUCAGACUAAAUUCCAGAACCUUUUUUUCAGCUCAACAACAAUUUGCAUCUGAGGGAUUUGACUGAAUCAAGAUGCUGCUGAUAAUUGAAGCUCUUCUUCUCAUUUCACCUGCUCUAGGACAGGAUCACAGAAAUGCUGCUGCAGGACAGAUAUUUCCACUGGAUAUGGCACCAAAUUCAGUUGAUGACAAUUAUGACAGCUGUACAAAGGAAAUGGCGAAUCUAGUGAAGACUAAAUAUCUAGAGAAGGAAAUGUCUGACUUACCUGAAUUUAAAAAAUCUUGGCAAGAAGGUGAAGUGAAUGCCACGGCACCAGAAGACAACUUGACAAGGAAUCAUUCAAUUGCCAUUUAUAUGUACACCAACUCAGGCUUUAAUGUAUAUCGAGAUUUUAAUAAUGCUGUUCGUAGUGAUAAAGACAAAUACAAAAACAACACAUACGAAUGGUAUUCACUUCACUUUUUAUUAACUGAAGCGAUACAGAUUCUGAAUAAAACACAAAAUAAAUGCUUUUCGACUUAUCGAGGUACAAAUCUUCAAUUUAACAAGGAUGUUCUAAACACAACAGUUCGUUUUGGCCAGUUUGCUUCUUCCUCUCUUAAUCGUACAGUAACAGAAGUUUUUGGAAAUGCGUCUUGUUUUGAAAUUAAAACUUGUGAAGGUGCAAAUUUGACAAAAUACUCGAAGUUUCCUUAUGAGGAAGAGGUGCUGAUUCCUCCAUAUGAGAUGUUUAAAGUCACUGCUGUGAAGAGAAGAGAAGAUCAGAAGGAUCUCUGGUGUGAGACAGUGUUUGUGUUGAACAGCACUGGAAUAAGAAGUGACGUGAGCUGUGUAUUAUGUAACCGUGGAAGCCAGGCUGCUGUCUUUAAUGUUUUACUAAUAUUAACAACAUUUUGCAAAGUGCUAAUCAGUUAACGUGCCGCUUUAUUGCAUGCUUCUCAUUGUGUUACUGAACUUUGAAUUGUCUGUAAAGAUAAAAUGAACAAAAUAGCCUGGAGCCAGUUUGAUGCCAUUUGAAGGACGAAAAGAUGGUUUCAUGUAUUUUUUUGAUUUUUAAUACACUACCGUUCAAAAGUUUGGGGUCAGUAAGACUUGUAAUAGUCUUUAAAGAAGUCUCUUAUGCUCAGCAAGGCUGCAUUUAUUUGAUUAAAAAUAUAGAAAAAAACAGUAAUAUUGCAAAAUGUUUUUACAAUGUAAAAUAAUGUUUUUUAUUUUAACAUACUUUAAAAUAGAAUUUAUUCCUGUGAUGAAAAGCUGAAUUUUUAUCAAUUUAUCAAUUUUAUCAAAGUGUCACAUGAUCCUUCAGAAAUCAUUCUAAUAUGCGGAUUUAUUAUUAGAAUGAUCAAUGUUGAAUAAUAUCAACAGUUGUGCUGCCAAAUAUUUUUUGGAACCUGCGAUUUUUUUUUUUCAGGAUUCUUUCAUGAAUAACAAGU